Molecule: messenger RNA, 327 nt
Organism: Guyanagaster necrorhizus
Lineage: Eukaryota; Fungi; Basidiomycota; Agaricomycetes; Agaricales; Physalacriaceae
Exons: 1
Source: RefSeq, a predicted model, not a curated record
CCUAUACCUUCUCUGGAGCCAAGCAAUAUACAUGAUAGUUUUCUUACACCCAGAAUUGAUGCCUUAUCCAAUUCUAUUCCUGUCCUGAAUGUCCAUCACCUACUUAAUGAUGAUAUCAAUCAUGCAUAUACACUCACACAAAGCAAUGAUGAAAAUUUGACAAGCAAUUAUUUACAUGGAGUUGCACAGAUGCAAAGAAGAUUAUUGGAAUUCAAAGGUAUAAUCUAUAACCACAUUAGAACUGGAAUGCAAUCUUUACAUCCAGUACUUGACAAAGUGCAUCAAAAUACAUGCCAAGCAAAGCAAUUUGCUGUCAAGCAGCACUGA